Molecule: messenger RNA, 1419 nt
Organism: Symbiodinium natans
Lineage: Eukaryota; Dinophyceae; Suessiales; Symbiodiniaceae
Source: the annotation of a GenBank genome assembly
AUGUCACGGUUUGCUGCCUGGGCAAAGAAGCAGAAGGAGGAGAGUGCCGACGGAUUGGUCUUGGCCGGGGCCCUGAAAAUGCGAGCUCUCCGUCACCUUCCCUUGCGUGUUUCGAACUUUGCCGGGGUUCCCAUCGAGAGCACCCCCAAGCGGCAGCUGGAGCCCUUCCUCGUGGACAACAGUGUGCUGGGCUCGCGCAGCGCCGGGCUGCGCUAUCGCAGCGGCCGGGAUCUCGUGGACAAGAACCAGGCACUGAAGUCGGUCCGCUGGGGCAGCGUGGUCUGGGGCGUCCUGGACGAGGAGGGCCAGUGGCUGAAGGUGAAGCCCGGGAGAUACUUACCCGUGUCUGUUGACGGGUCCCAAGUCCUGAAGGUGCUGCCCGCAGCACCGCCGCGAGAGGAUUCCGAUGAUGAGGGCAGACUGAUCGCGGAGAGCCAGCCACGGCUGGGUACACUGAAGGUGCCGAGCAUGUUCCUGCCCGUCACGGAGGAUGCUUCAGUGGAAGCGCUGGGCCCUGGCGCGGGGUAUCAGGUGGUGGCCGAGCGCGUGGCGGUGCGCGAGGGUCCAUCUCUGGGUGCCGCAGCUGUCAGCUCCCUGCGGCGAGGCGCUGAAGUCGAGCUCUUCGGCUGGGAUGAUACGCGGCUCUGGCGGCGCUGUCGUGAGCCGAGGACUGGGCUCCUGGGCUGGCUUCUGCUGGACCACCCAGACAUUGGACCCCUCAUCCGGCCCAAGGGCUCGCCGACCUGCUCCCGACCGCUGGAGCCGCUCUGCACAGCCGCCGGAGAGGGCCGACUGGAGGACCUCAGGCGCUUCCUCGCCGCUGACCCGUAUGGCGUGGCGGUGGCCACGCGCGACAUCCAGAACCGAGGGCCCCUGGAAGUGGCUGCAGCCAGCGGGCACCUAGACUGCCUUGUGUGGCUGGUCGAGGCCGGAGCCGAUGCUGCCGAGGCAUUGGACAAAUGCCGGGACAGGGGCGAGGCGUCGGGGCAUGCGGCAGUGCUCCUCGCAGCCUUGGCAGGGCGGUCGCCGGAUCAGGCGGCGUUAAGGACCGUGCUGGCGGGCCUGGGCCCUGAAGAGCGCCGCGCGGCCGAGGCCAUGGCGGCGGCCAGGCGGCGAGGUGUCAUGGCGAAGGAUGACCUUCUGGAAGCCAUGGAGGAGGCAGCCACCGAUGUACCGGACUCACCUCAGCGGCCAGAGCUGCCUGGUGCCUUGGGUGCCGUGGCAGCAGCUGUGGAGUCGGAGGCCAGAGCGCCAAGGGCCUCGACAAGCGAGUCGAAGGAGACUGAAGCGAAGCCGCCCCCAAGACGGGAGGGCAUCCUUUACGAAGUUGUCUACGAUGCCAUUUGGAUCCGACGUGAGCCCAACCCGAAGGGUGACAAGCUGACGAAGCGUAACCCGGCUGAAAGGAGUGCUCGUUGA